Messenger RNA from Nanorana parkeri, 977 nucleotides. RefSeq names its product nitrilase 1 (gene NIT1). The coding region runs from base 23 to 940 and encodes 305 amino acids. The transcript has 6 exons. NCBI's taxonomy places the organism in Eukaryota, Metazoa, Chordata, Amphibia, Anura, Dicroglossidae. Gene Ontology annotation, molecular function: hydrolase activity, acting on carbon-nitrogen (but not peptide) bonds, in linear amides. The record is from RefSeq and is a predicted model, not a curated record.
CUUGGCUAAGGGCAAAGAACGGAUGAGGGUUGGCGUGCGGCUGUGGGCUGUGCUGGGGAAGAUGUCGGCUGUGUGCGGCGCCGCGCGCAAUCCGCUGAUCGCCGUCUGCCAGAUGACGUCCACCGCCAACAAGGAGGAAAACUUCACCACCUGCUCCACGCUGAUCCGGGAGGCCUCCGCCCGCAGCGCCGCCAUGGUCUUCCUGCCCGAGGCCUUCGACUAUAUCGGCGGCAGCACCGAGGAGACGCUGAGCCUGGCCGAGAACCUGGACGGGGAGCUGAUCCGGCGCUACUCCGGGCUCGCCAGGGAGUGCCGCCUCUGGCUGUCUCUGGGCGGAUUCCAUGAGAAGGGCCCCGACUGGGACAAAGAGCGCAGGAUCUCCAACUCCCACCUCGUCCUCGAUGACACAGGAAGCAUCCGGUCUGUCUACCGCAAGGCUCACCUGUUCGACGUGGAGCUGCAGAGCGGGGUGUCACUGAAGGAGAGCGCUUUCACCAUUCCAGGGGCGGAGCUGGCGCCCCCUGUCUGCACGCCGGCGGGAAAGGUCGGGCUCGCCGUGUGCUACGAUCUUCGCUUUCCUGAAAUGUCGCUGGCGCUGUCGCGGGAAGGAGCCGAAAUUCUCACCUACCCCUCGGCCUUCACCGUCACCACAGGGCUGGCGCACUGGGAGGUGCUGCUGAGGGCCCGAGCCAUAGAAAACCAGUGUUACGUGGUGGCCGCGGCACAGACCGGCAGCCACAACCAGCGCAGGACUUCCUACGGCCACGCCAUGGUGGUGGACCCGUGGGGCACGGUGGUAGCUCAGUGCCGGGACGGGCCCGGGGUGUGCUACGCAGAGAUCGACCUGGCUUACCUCCACCGUGUGCGGCGGGAGAUGCCGGUGCAGAGCCACCGCAGGGCCGACCUGUACGGCGCCGGCACCAAGAAGACUCCACGCUGAUGGAGAAAUGGCGGAACCCGAGAUCGGCCAAUCGUGC